Messenger RNA from Fopius arisanus, 3047 nucleotides. RefSeq names its product homeobox protein OTX1 B. NCBI's taxonomy places the organism in Eukaryota, Metazoa, Arthropoda, Insecta, Hymenoptera, Braconidae. Gene Ontology annotation, cellular component: nucleus. Bases 1 to 1380 code for a protein of 459 amino acids. The record is from RefSeq and is a predicted model, not a curated record. Gene Ontology annotation, molecular function: DNA-binding transcription factor activity, RNA polymerase II-specific; RNA polymerase II cis-regulatory region sequence-specific DNA binding. Gene Ontology annotation, biological process: regulation of transcription by RNA polymerase II. The transcript is spliced from 4 exons.
AUGCCAUAUAUUAUCUACAAUAGUGCAGUGGAGGAGUACGUGGAGCGUGUGGCGGCUGAAGGAUCAAAGAAAUUGUGCGGCGAUACUAGUAAUAAUAAAGUAUCAAGGAGAGAAUUGUCGAUAGGGUGGUGUGAGGAGGGUGAAUAUUGGUGGUGUGAGAAUAAGGUGGAUAAGGCCAGUGAAAGAGAUAAGGGUGCAGCAGUGGCGGGUGAACUGGCUUGCCUCGCGACCUACAUGGCGGGGUAUCUGAAGGCGGCGGGCGCAACUUGCGCCCCAACCGGAAGUGCCCAAUAUCAUCCCCAUGGCCAUCCAGCCAUGGGUGUUGGUACACAUCCACAUCCGCACUCGCAUCCUCAUCCUGGGGGGCCACAUCCCGGAUUGCCAUCGCCAUUUGCACUUGCUACCCAUGGACAUCCUCAUGGACAUCCACUUGAUCAUGGACUCGGUGCAUUUCCACAAGGUGUAGCGCAACGUAAACAGAGAAGGGAACGUACAACAUUCAGUAGAGCGCAGUUGGAUGUACUUGAAGGACUGUUUACCAAAACUAGAUAUCCUGAUAUUUUUAUGCGAGAGGAGGUGGCCAUGAAGAUCAACUUGCCGGAAUCAAGAGUACAGGUCUGGUUUAAGAAUCGUCGGGCAAAGUGCAGACAACAGUUGCAGCAACAGCAACAAGGACAGCAACAGCAGCAACAACAGCAGCAGCAACAGCAACAACAACAACAACAACAACAACAGGCCCAAACCUCUCCACCAAAAGCAUCACCAAGAUCGUCGAGUCAGUCUCAAAACGUAACAAGUAAACUGACGAAUAAUCCAGCAACUCCGAGCCGUCGUUCAUCACCAGUUUCGUCACCCCGUGGUAAAGAAGCCACGGGCUCAAAUUCACCAUUGGUAGGAAGUAACACAGCAUAUCCAAGACUCGGUGCAACACCAACUGGUGGAAGUAAUGCCAGUUCAGCAUUGACAACUCCAUCACCACCGCUAACACCAGGCUCGAGUCAAUUACCACCAUCCUCUUACCCACCACCCAUGAAUCAAAUUCAUCAUAGCGAUUACGGUUUUCCCUGGAGUUCAGCAUCCCCAGGAUCCGUCAAUAGCCAGUGCUAUCCGGGCCAGACGUACAAUAGCUAUCAGAACUCUUACGCAUCGAGUGAUUACUAUCAGAGCCAACUCUCUCACAUGCAUCAUAGUCCUCAGAGUAAUUAUCAUCAUCAUCAUCACGGACAAUAUCACCACAGCAUGACAUUAACAUCUUCCAUGUCACACUUAGCUGGUCAUCAUCAUCUUAAUGCUGCCUCGGUCAAUGAUAUGACAUCAUCACCCGCUGAUUCAUCGGACCCUUACAUUCUCCCUGAGCAGAAGUAUCAGGCAAUGGUUUAGCAGCCGAGGGAUUUAACUGAGGCCCUGCAGAGGGUUCAUCAUAAGACUUAUGCCGCACCAUGGAAAAUCAAGUAUCAACCCAAGGACUAUGAUGGAGUUAUAACUAGUCGAUUAGAGGAAAAAAAUUAUGUUUAAGUAUGAUAUUAUCACAUUAUCAUUUAUAUCUAGCGGGACAAUGCAAUUCGUGUAAAUGAUGCUGAGCUAUCAUUUGGGUUAUGGAGAUGGCCCAACUUGGCUGUCAUCUACAGGCAAUUGAUCAUUGAAUUCCAAUAGAUCAUCUUCAACUUGGACAUUCUUCGCGAUUGUUUUCAAAUUAAUCCCAUGGGCUUUGACAAUAUUUUACGGGAGAGCUUGUGAAACUUGUGUUCACUAAAUGGAAAGCCAAUUUCAGGGUUCGUGGCUUCCGGAAAACACGAUCAAGCCUGAAAAAUAUGACAUUGAUUUUUUUUUUCCAUUUACCAGUGGAUUUCAAUCACAAUGUCGUAAAGGAGGAAUCGGUAGUCUUUCGAGGAGUUUAUGAAAUUUCUCACCCUGUCAUGAUGAUUUGAGAUAGUUUUUAAUGCAUCUUGGACUGCCCAGCGAUUAUCCACCAAGAAUAAAAAAUAACAAUCAUACAUAUGCACACGUAUAAAAAAAAUGAUCAAUAGGGAGAAAUGAAGAAACGAGCCGCAUUGUUUUCGGCCCUUGAUGGAAUGUACGACGAUGGACGAAUAUAAAUUUUUUAAUAAUUACAACAGAUAUUGAAUUUUUCAUCAUCUGUCUGCCUCAACUAAUAUGGGUAAAUGUAAUAAUUUUUUUUUUUUUCUCGAAUGGAGCAUGUUUUUACAUGUGAAAAAUAACAAAAUUAUUUUUUUCACUAUUAUUCGUAUUAUUAUGGUCGUUAUUCCAUUGACUUUUUUUGGUGUCAAUAUAUAAAAUGGUUUAUUGUUCAAUAUUUUCCUACAAGAUUGUAAAUAUUAUUUUACUCUAAUGGAUCAAGUUGAAUGAAAAUCCAACCGUACGGAGAUAAAUGAAUGUUGAAGAGAUGUCUUAACAUUGACUUAUCAGAUUGACAAAUAGGUUUUACUUGAACUGAUGAAACAAUUGUUAAGUCUUCGAGGUCGGAUAUUUGUAGAUCUUCACUUCAUAAGUACAAAGGAGGAAUAUUCAUUUUUCAGUCAUCCAAGCAUGGAUUACACAGAAUUAAAUGAAUUUGAUGAGUACUUCUCGUGAUGAAUACUGUGGAAUAGACUGUAUAAAAAUGGAAUAUGUUAACGUUUAACUAGAUUAUAGAAAGAUGAAAAAUGAUUAGUAAUAAUUGAUGAGGAAACCGAUGAGUGGAUCACAAUGAUAACAUAUAAUCUUCUAUGUAUAUUUCAUGUAUGCAGAAAAAUCAUUAAAUUUGUAUAUUAUAUUCGUCAAAUAGCGAUACAAAAGAAUAAUUGUUAAUUGAGAAAGGAAAUUAUUGCGUAGAAUAGUGUUGAUGAGAGGAUCUAGAUACAUGCGAGAGAGAAUUUAACAAUUAACUAACGAUAUACUCUGCGCACUUUGGACAUUAAGCAUUUGAUUUGUAAUGAAAAAACGGAAAAUUUACUUAAUAGGAGCCGCAGAAAUCUAUAUAAUAAGAAUUCGACACCAAUGUACAUAAUUGUAUUCACAUAAAUAUAUCAGUUAAAAUGAUUAUAAUA